Pseudophryne corroboree (corroboree frog) is the source of this 6349-nucleotide messenger RNA. Its product is annotated as potassium channel subfamily T member 2-like. The coding region runs from base 606 to 4070 and encodes 1154 amino acids. Gene Ontology annotation, molecular function: intracellular sodium-activated potassium channel activity; outward rectifier potassium channel activity. Lineage: Eukaryota; Metazoa; Chordata; Amphibia; Anura; Myobatrachidae. The record is from RefSeq and is a predicted model, not a curated record. Gene Ontology annotation, cellular component: plasma membrane. Gene Ontology annotation, biological process: potassium ion transmembrane transport. The transcript has 29 exons.
AUUGAGAAUUUACAGAGCUGUGCAUUAUACAGAUAUAUAGGGGUCUCCUAUAUACACUGCAGCAAUGAGGAAUUUAUACCUGUCCUCCUGCACAUCCUCUAUAGCCAGCUAAUGUGCCACCUGUUUCUGGAUGGAGCAGUCAAACCUCCCCGAGUCCCAAUGUUCUGCAUAGACCUUAUACCCUGUAAGGAUUUAACACUUUGAUGUACAGGAGAGACUCCAUGGAACGAGUUUGAAAGUAAUGAGAUUUAAGUCUUAUUCCCACUUGGGAUUUCUUCCUUGGACGAGCUUCUUGCGAAGGGGUUCUCCUAACCUGGGGCAUUCAGAAUGAGUUCCUAUCAUCCCAGUCUCAAUUAAACCUCAGCUCCCCGGCGGUCCCCUAGAUAGAUAGGGUAUUGUUUUUCAUCCCCUCCAUCGGCUAACACUGAUUACAUAGGAUGCUAGCAAUGCCAGGAGUAGAGGAGCACAGAGGGAAGGUGAUAGGUGCUGUGCUAACUGAGAACACUCCUUAAAAACAGGACAUGCUCAGCUGAAAUACUCAUUUCCCAGAACAGCUUUUGCCAACUGAAGUUCCCUGAGGAGAUUGGACCUGGCCAGGUGACACCAUGGAACUAGAGAAAGAAGUGCAGCCUCUACCUCCACGUUACAGGUUCCGUGACUUGCUGAUGGGCGACUGGCAGCAGGAUGACAGGGUGCAAGUUGAAUUUUAUGUGAACGAAAACUCCUUCAAAGAACGUAUGAAACUGUUUUUUAUAAAAAAUCAGAGGUCAAGUUUGAGAGUCAGAUUGUUUACGUUCUCAUUAAAGUUGUUGAGUUGUCUCCUGUAUAUUAUACGAGUGUUACUAGAUGAUCCACGAGAAGGCAAAGGGAACUGCUGGGAGUGUCCGAAGCAGAAUUACUCUUCACAGCACAGGUUUGAUUGGACACCUAUUAUUUGGGUGAACAGGCCUCUUCCUUUGUGGGGACUGCAGGUUCUAGUUGCGCUAAUUAGCUUUCUGGAAACAAUGCUACUUACCUACCUGGGUUAUAAGGGAAACAUUUGGGAGCAGCUCCUCAGAUUUCCUUUUAUUCUGGAGAUGUUCAAUACACUGCCGUUCUUUGUCACUGUAUUUUGGCCCCCACUGAGAAGUCUGUACAUCCCUGUAUUCCUCAAUUGCUGGCUGGCGAAGCAUGCACUGGAGAAUAUGAUUAAUGACUUGCAUCGAGCUAUACAGAGGACGCACUCUGCCAUGUUCAAUCAAGUUUUCAUCCUGAUUUGUACACUUGUCUGCCUCAUGUUCACCUGUAUCUGUGGUAUUCAGCAUCUGGAGAGAGCUGGCAAUAAUCUCACCCUCUUUGACUCCUUGUAUUUCUGCAUUGUCACAUUCUCCACGGUGGGGUUUGGGGACGUAACUCCCAAGAUCUGGCCGUCACAGCUGCUGGUGGUCAUCAUGAUCUGCGUUGCUCUUAUAGUGCUGCCUAUACAGUUUGAGCAGCUGGUGUUCCUCUGGAUGGAGAGGCAGAAGUCUGGGGGCAAUUACAGCCGCUACCGCGCACAGACAGAGAGACACGUGGUCCUGUGUGUCAGUUUCCUUAAAAUAGAUCUUCUAAUGGAUUUUCUCAAUGAGUUCUACGCCCAUCCUCGGCUGCAGGACCAUUAUGUCGUCCUCCUGUGUCCUACGGAAAUGGAUCUGCCAGUGCGAAGGGUCUUGCAAAUUCCUCUGUGGUCCCAACGUGUCAUCUACCUGCAGGGCUCCGCACUAAAAGAUCAGGAUCUCAUGAGGGCCAAAAUUGAUGACGCAGAAGCCUGUUUUAUUCUCAGCAACCGCUUUGAGACGGACCGCAUCGCAGCUGAUCACCAGACCAUUCUCCGCGCCUGGGCUGUGAAAGACUUUGCACCCAACUGCCCUCUUUAUGUUCAGAUACUUAAACCAGAAAACAAAUUUCAUAUCAAAUUUGCAGAUCAUGUGGUCUGUGAAGAAGAAUUUAAGUAUGCCAUGUUGGCGCUCAACUGUGUUUGCCCAGCGACCUCUACCCUCAUCACGUUGCUGAUACACACCUCUCGUGGCCAAGAUAAUCCCACUUCACCUGACCAGUGGCAGAAAAACUACAGCCGCUGCUCUGCUAAUGAAAUCUACCAUAUACGGCUAAGUGAGAGUAAAUUCUUUGGAGAAUACGAGGGGAAGAGCUUCACAUAUUCCUCCUUCCAUGCUCACAAAAAGUAUGGAGUUUGUUUAAUUGGAGUUUGUCGGGAAGAUAAAGCCAACAUCCUGCUGAAUCCCGGCCCCUCCCAUAUAAUGUCUUCAAGCGACACUUGCUUCUACAUCAACAUAUCGAAGGAGGAAAACUCUGCCUUCAGUUUUAAAGAGAGCGAGAACAUGCAGAGAUUGGGAGACCCAAAAUCUGCUUACCAUGGCUUGACGAGACUCCCAGUCCACAGCAUCAUAGCCAGCAUGGGUACAGUUGCGAUCGAUCUUCAGGGGUCAAGAAGACCAGAGGGUGUUGACGGGAACACGUUAAGCCCGCCGUCUGACUCCCAUAGAAGGAAGCACAGCAUUGAUCCUGUGCCUGACCUCAUUGAUGGUGACACUAGUACAACCUUUGACCUACUAAGUGACCAAUCAGAGGAUGAAACCAGUCAGUCAGAUGAAGAGCUGGGCUCAUUUAAUGACUGGGUAAAGGGUUACCCCUCCAAUACUCCAUAUAUUGGAAGCUCACCCACUCUGUGCCAUCUGCUCCAGCAAAAGAGUCCAUACUGCUGCCUGCGACUUGAUAAGAGCUGCCACCAUUUCCCCUAUGAAGAUGCACGGGCGUACGGCUUCAGAAAUGCACUGGUGAUCGUGUCAGCAGAGCGAGCAGGAAAUGGGCUGUAUAACUUCAUAGUUCCUCUCAGAGCCUACUACAGAGCCAAGAAAGAGCUGAGCCCCAUCAUACUUCUACUGGAGAACCCGCCGGAUCCACAGUUUCUUGAGGCAAUUUGCUGGUUCCCUCUUGUCUAUUACAUGGUGGGAUCCAUUGACAAUCUGGAUGACAUGUUGCGCUGUGGGGUGAGUUAUGCCGCACAUAUGGUUGUCGUUGGGGAAGAGAACUCCAUGAUCGCAGAGGAAGAUUAUAUGGCAGAUGCACGGACCAUUGUCAAUGUACAAACCCUUUUUAGGUUGUUCCCUGGACUCAAUAUCAUUACAGAAUUAACACAUCCAGCAAACAUGAGGUUCAUGCAGUUCAAGGCCAAGGAUAAAUACUCAGUGGUGCUUUCUAAACUGGAGAAGAGGGAGCGUGAGCGGGGGUCUAACCUGGUCUUCAUGUUCAGACUGCCCUUUGCUGCCGGGAAGGUCUUCAGUGUCAGCAUGUUGGAUACUCUUCUAUACCAGUCCUUUGUAAAGGAUUACAUGAUCUCCAUCACCCGCCUCUUACUUGGUCUGGACUCAAUGCCUGGCUCUGGAUUCCUGUGUGCUCUGCGGGUGACAGAAGAGGACCUUUGGAUCCGUUGUUAUGGGCGCCUGUAUCAGAAGCUGUGCUCUACAACUGGGGAUAUACCCAUUGGCAUCUUUCGCACUGAGACACACAUGCUGCCAACAUCAGAGUCACAAGUCUCCAUCAGUGUGGAGGACUAUGAGGACACAAGGGAAGCCCGAUGGGGGGACACGAUCCAAAGCCGUGCUCCACACCGCAACUCGACGUCCAGCGACCAGUCUGAGCACCCCUUGCUGCGUAAGAAGAGCAUGCAGUGGGCUAGAAGGCUAUCUCGUAAAGGGGCAAGGCAGCCUGGGAAAUCUGCUUCUGAACGGAUCAGCCAACAGAGAAUGAGCCUAUACCGGCGAUCAGAGCGACAGGAACUCAACGCUUUAGUGAAGACCAGGAUGAAGCAUCUGGGGCUCUCAACAGCUGAGUAUAUGGACAUAAUGGACACAGAUAAUUCUUUGUCAUAUAUCCUUAUAAACCCCUCUCCGGACACUAAACUGGAACUUAAUGAUGUAAUUUACCUCAUUCGCCCAGAUCCUCUCACCCUUGUUCCCGGUAAUGCCCGGAAGGCCAGUGUCACACGUUCCGAGUGCACCGUGUAUGACACUAAGGACAGCACCCAUCUAUGAUGCCUCAUCACCUUGAGCGUCGAAGAGACCAAGGCCGUGAAUGAGAAGGAGACAAGAACGUAAUCUGAAGGAGCUUUGUUUCAUGCCAGCAGAGGAUUCCGUGUCCAUCUUGAUUCCAUCGACACAUCUCGCCAGGUCGCAAGAAUUAGAGCACAUUGCUUAUCUCUGUGUAUAUCUGUGGCUUGCUUCAGCUCCUUCUGUCCCAUUCUUUGACUUCUCCAGUGUGCAGGGUGUUGUAGGCUCCGCGUUGAUACUGUACAGUCACAUCAGCAGUUUUUCCUGAAGGACAAUCAUGGGGAACGGAUCCAAAGAAUGGAGUUCUGGUUUGUCAGGUCCUAUGGUAUAUAAUGAUUACCCAGUCUUAUACAUGCCAAGUAGUUAAUUCUGUAAACUCAGGUCUAAAAUUGCCCAACCAAAGGUAACCUGUUUUUUUUUUCUUGGAUGAAGCCUAUGGGUAGCUGACGGAGUAUAUUUGAGGACUGAUGGUUUAGCCCAAUAGCUACAUGGGUCUAAUCAGGGUUGGACUGGCCCACUUGGGAAACCCCCGGUGGGCCCUGCUUCGUGGGGGCCCCACCUCCUCCUCUUGGAUCAGGUUCCAGACUGUGCACUUAAAUUUGACUUUAUACAUGUUACCUUAUACUGCACAGGACUAUGGUGUAUUUUCUACAGUGCAUUGCUGUUAUUAAUCUGGUACAUUAUCAUGCACGCACUAGCAGUGUUUACUAUAUAUAUUUAUCAGGUGUCCCAGCCCAUGCACUCUCUCAUGGCUAGGCAAGCCAAUGUAGCUGCCGGUCACACCCCUUCUGGAGACAAUACGCACCCCUAAAUUUGGGCAUCUACCACUGCAUUCCCCAGUGGGCCCUUCAUGCCCCAGUCUGACACUGAGUCUAAUCUCUUAAUCCCUGAUGUGCAGUCAGCGAAGUAAGAGAGUCUGCUGGAAGCACCCACACAUCUCCCAAAGUGCGCAGACCUCCAUACUCAGUGACCAUUGCUGACCAUGUUCUGUCUCUGCACUAUGACAGACUAGGCUCAUACAUUAAUAAACAUUGUGUAGACAUUGUGUAACCCAUGCUAGGAAUGAUCACUGUCAGUAUAGGUGUGGCAGUUCCUAAGCAAUGUAAAGUACUUAAUGUGCUAGUGGUAGAUUUAGUGUCUGUUCUUACACUUUACAUUUGUGAAAGAGAGAAAAAAAAAAUUGCUGUUGCCUUUUAUCUUCUUCUUUUGCAACGGUUUACAAAAAAAAUGUCCCCAAUGUGUUUAAAAGAAGUUCUGCCCUCUUUGUGGUAUUAGAGGGUUGUCUCUAGAAGAUGCUUGUUCAUUGUCCAUAUGUUCAAACCGUAACGUCCCAUGUAGUGGUACUUGUGUUACAUACCCGCUAUGUUUGACAACGGAUCAGGGCAAGGCCAGUUCUAAGCCCUGUGCCUAGCCUUACAGGUACUAUUAAGCCUAAAAUGAGCCGUACCCUGUGCAAUGACCAAGAUGUAAUGUAUGUUGGCCGUUACAGGUGGAUACCACUGUAGUGUGCUUUGUUUUGUUUGUGAGCAGAAAGAAAGACUACAUUUUCCCUAUAGAACAAUAUACAUAUAUUUUUGCAUUUCUGCAAUAAUAAAAUAUUCUUAUAUUUUAAUAGAGUUUAUAGUAUGCGGGCAUCAGCCUUUGCAGCCCUGGAAUGGUUAAUGGGGUGCUUAUCAGCCGUGGAAAAUCUGUAUACGGGGCUGUUGUGUAACUUCUCUGUCCACACAGGCAGGUAACACAUACAUACACACACCCAUUAGGUCAUGUGACUGUGUGAGGGUCACGUGAUGUAGUGUAGGCACUCAGAGGUCCUGGCUCAGGUUCUAGGUAAAGAAUAUAACUGUGUCCUUGUUGCGGUCUUGUGGUGCCAAUUGUUGAUUUGUAUCUUUGUGCCUGUGCCCGUCUAAAGAUGUCGGACUACGUCCAUAGUCUAGGUGCCAUUCUGUGUGUACCUUUGUGCCUGUGCCCAUCUAAAGAUGUCGGACUACGUCCAUAGUCUAGGUGCCAUUCUGUGUGUGCCACCAGGUUGCCAAGUACUGUCUGAAUGUCUGCUGUCGAGCUAUUACACUCUAUGUGGUGUACAGCCCUAGAGGUCUCAUGGUUUCUAUCCCAUGUGCAAAUGUCAGGUCUAUUGGAACCAUUAUGUAGGCAGUCCUAAAAGUUACUGGAAUGUGAUUGUUUCGUCUGCUUGACUGUAGAGGGACAGACAUCCCGGUCAUUAACACUGUGACAAAGGACUGCAAAAUAAAGACUGAUAAACUAAA